GCGAAAGAGGGGAGGAAAGUGGAGAUAAGUCGUCAUCGUCACUACACGUGACUACAGCCUUCAGAUGCCCUUCACGACACACACACAUUCACACACACACAGACGCACUGCAGGCCACGUCGACUGCCGGAGGCAAGAUGGCGGACAUCAAGCUCGUGUACUUCAACCUGCAGGCACGAGGAGAGCCCGUGAGGCUCAUUCUGGCAGCUGCCGGACAGAAAUACGAGGACGUUCGCAUCUCCUUCGAGGACUGGCCCAAGAGAAAACCCAAUUCACCAUACGGACAGCUUCCCUAUGUAGUGUACAAGGGGAAAAUUUACGGCCAGAGUGUGGCUUUGGCCAACUUUUUUGCCAGGGAGUUCGGCUUGGCAGGGAAGACGGACCUGGAAGCCCUCCGUGUUGACGAGGCUGUGGGCCUGACAGUGGACUUCAUCAACACCAUAUACAAGGCCAAGUUUGAGUCAGACAAGGCCAAGAAGGAAGAGCUGUACAAGAAUCUAUUCGAUUCAGACGCACCGAGGUUUCUGGGAUUCUUUCAGCGAUUGUUGAAGGACAACGGAAAUACAGGCUACCUCGUAGGCAGUUCGCUGACACAGGCCGAUCUUUUCCUCUACAAUGUCCUCGACUCUCUCGUCUUUGAGAAGUCUGACGCGGCCUCCACCUUUCCACCGGAAAUUGUGAAACUGCGCAAACAGGUGGAAUCGAACCCUGGACUGAAGGAGUAUCUAGCUUCUCGACCAGAAGUGAGCUUCUAGCUGUCAGAUACCCGAGGUUGACAUGGCUUUCACACGUGAAAGUAAAUUCCGGGUGAGGUCCUCGGAAGUCGUCUGACCAGUGCUAGUAUGAUCUCUUAUCUGCAAAGUUACUUUUCCCUUCAGUGACAAUGCCCAGAAGGAAAAAAAGUUUUGUCCAGAUGUACAAAUAGUUUGUUUGUUUGAGAAAGAACAGAACAAAGUGUACAGCCUUUUAUUUACAUAACAAAAUUUCAAGGGACUUGUACAUGUGGAUGUUUGCAAGUGAAAAGAGCAAAUAAAGAAUAUUGUUUCUCUUGCUUCACAAAGGAGCAGUUUAUAGUUAGCAAAGGAUAUCAACAAUAAAGGUGAAAGAAAAACAA
Messenger RNA from Pomacea canaliculata, 1114 nucleotides. Its product is annotated as probable glutathione S-transferase 6. NCBI's taxonomy places the organism in Eukaryota, Metazoa, Mollusca, Gastropoda, Architaenioglossa, Ampullariidae. The transcript is spliced from 5 exons. The coding region runs from base 138 to 755 and encodes 205 amino acids. Gene Ontology annotation, biological process: glutathione metabolic process. Gene Ontology annotation, molecular function: glutathione transferase activity. The record is from RefSeq and is a predicted model, not a curated record.